Meloidogyne enterolobii is the source of this 1209-nucleotide messenger RNA. NCBI's taxonomy places the organism in Eukaryota, Metazoa, Nematoda, Chromadorea, Rhabditida, Meloidogynidae. The record is from the annotation of a GenBank genome assembly.
AUGCUUCGUGUUCGUGUUAAUUCUCUUCUAGUUAUUCUCCUGGCUAUUUGGACUUCUCUCAAUUGUGUUAUGUCAGAUGUUGAUGUUGGUUAUGGUCGUCACCCUUUGGUAAGAAACAAAAUCAAGAGUCUUAACGAAGCACGGCAUAUUGCGAAAAACAACGAGGACCUUCAAGAUUAUAAAGGAACGGAGAAUUCUUGUGAUGUAAAGUUUGAUGAAAAUGGGGAUAUAGUUCUGAAUUACAACACCGUUCGCGAGACUGGGUGUGCCAUCGAUCUUAUAGAGAAAUUCGAUUUUAUGUUCGGAUUCAAAGGAAUUUUGAGUAAUGACAACAAAAAGAUUAGAGAAUGUCUUCAGCCAAUGCCCGAUGGAUUUAAUGCCAAUAUGGUUCCUUUUGCAUACAGUAUUGGCUUUGAACGGUUUGAAGAGUUGAAGGAAGGACCUUACGAUGGGGAUGAUAUUUCUUGCCAUAAGAAGGAUGAGUGCAUCAAAAGUGGUGGAGAAUGCUUGAGACCUGGCGGAUUAGAGUUUGGUUGGGCAUAUGAUGGAGAUAAAGUUCAUGCGAGUAUGCAAUCGGUUGGUGAGCCAGUUGUGUGUCAAUGUACUCUCAAGGAUGAUCAUGUAAACAAUUUAAAGUCUGAAAUUGAUGUCCAUGUUGAUGAUGGCCUUUUUUGGUUCCAUAUUGAGAAUUUUGAAAGAAAUUGCUAUUCUUCCUCACGAUGCGAUUUUGUGUGUUUAUGGCGACUUGAUAUGAUUGUAGAGGAAGAAGGAUUGAUUAAACCAAUAGCUUGGAGACUUAAUAAUAGAAUCUAUGAAGAUUUCGCGUUCAAUAAAUUGCUUGUUUUCUACCUUCUCCCGCAAAAGGCUUCUUUCCAACGUGAUGGGAACAAUAUUAAAAGGAAUUCCCCUCUAGAUGGACCUAAUUGCAAAAUUGAAAUUAAAUUUGGAACAAAAACUGAGGAAAUUGAGACAACGACAAAAGAGGGAACUGCCAAAGAAACUUGGUCCGCACCUACAUCCAAACUUUCGCCAACUUCAACUUCUUUGCAACCUUCUAUAAGACCCAAACCUUCGCCAACUUCAAAGAGUAAUAUAUUCGUUACCGUUGCCUUGAUUGCUGUCAAUGUUAUUUUGUUUGUCAUUAUUGUUAGUGGUCUCUGUUGGUUUUGUUUUUGUAGAGAAGAAGGGAAUAAUGAAGAGAAGAAAUAA